Messenger RNA from Sorex fumeus (smoky shrew), 6945 nucleotides. RefSeq names its product tripartite motif containing 2 (gene TRIM2). Gene Ontology annotation, molecular function: zinc ion binding; ubiquitin protein ligase activity; protein binding. The transcript has 12 exons. Lineage: Eukaryota; Metazoa; Chordata; Mammalia; Eulipotyphla; Soricidae. Gene Ontology annotation, biological process: protein polyubiquitination; proteasome-mediated ubiquitin-dependent protein catabolic process; negative regulation of translation. The coding region runs from base 207 to 2507 and encodes 766 amino acids. The record is from RefSeq and is a predicted model, not a curated record.
AAGACAGAGAGAGCGAGCUGUCCUGGAAAAGAGAGAUUGAUUGGCUUGAAUGCCGAGAGGGGUCUCCCACUUGUUAAUGACCCAGAAACAUUGCCGCCGACUUUGCUGCGUCUCCCUCCUUUCCUCCAUUUGUCUCUUUCUCUCUUCUGGCUCAUCACUGCCUAGAGCGGAAGAUAAUGCUGGGCUUCUGAUGAUGGCUGCGCUGCAUGCAGCAGCGUGCAGGGUCAAGGACAGGCGGCCCCCCAUGUCAGUGGUCUAGGAUGGCCAGUGAAGCCACCAACAUCCCAAGUCCUGUGGUGCGCCAGAUUGACAAGCAGUUCCUGAUCUGCAGUAUAUGCCUGGAACGGUACAAGAACCCCAAGGUUCUCCCCUGUCUGCAUACUUUCUGCGAGAGGUGCCUGCAGAACUACAUCCCGGCCCACAGCCUGACCCUGUCCUGCCCCGUGUGCCGCCAGACCUCCAUCCUGCCCGAGAAGGGGGUGGCCGCGCUGCAGAACAACUUCUUCAUCACGAACCUGAUGGACGUGCUGCAGCGAACGCCAGGCAGCAACGUCGAGGAGUCGUCCAUCCUGGAGACCGUCACCGCCGUGGCCGCAGGAAAGCCUUUGUCCUGCCCCAACCAUGAUGGCAAUGUGAUGGACUUCUACUGCCAGUCCUGCGAGACUGCCAUGUGUCGGGAGUGUACAGAGGGGGAGCACGCAGAGCACCCCACCGUCCCCCUCAAGGAUGUGGUGGAACAGCACAAGGCCUCGCUCCAGGUGCAGCUGGACUCCGUUAACAAAAGGCUCCCAGAAAUAGAUUCUGCUCUGCAGUUCAUCUCGGAAAUCAUUCAUCAGUUAACCAACCAAAAGGCCAGCAUCGUGGAUGACAUCCAUUCGACCUUUGACGAGCUCCAGAAGACUCUGAACGUGCGCAAGAGCGUGCUGCUCAUGGAACUGGAGGUCAACUACGGCCUCAAACACAAAGUCCUGCAGUCGCAGCUGGAUACGCUGCUGGAGGGCCAGGAGAGCAUCAAGAGCUGCAGCAACUUCACGGCGCAGGCGCUCAACCAUGGCACGGAGACCGAGGUGCUGCUGGUGAAGAAGCAGAUGAGCGAGAAGCUGAACGAGCUGGCCGACCAGGACUUCCCGCUGCACCCGCGCGAGAACGACCAGCUGGACUUCAUCGUGGAGACCGAGGGGCUCAAGAAGUCCAUCCACAACCUGGGCACGAUCCUCACCACCAACGCCGUGGCCUCGGAGACGGUGGCCACGGGCGAGGGGCUGCGGCAGACCAUCAUCGGGCAGCCCAUGUCGGUGACCAUCACCACCAAGGACAAGGACGGCGAGCUGUGCAAGAGCGGCAACGCCUACCUCACGGCCGAGCUGAGCACGCCCGACGGCAGCGUGGCCGACGGCGAGAUCCUGGACAACAAGAACGGCACCUACGAGUUCCUGUACACGGUGCAGAAGGAGGGCGACUUCACGCUCUCGCUGCGGCUCUACGACCAGCACAUCCGGGGCAGCCCCUUCAAGCUCAAGGUCAUCCGCUCGGCCGACGUGUCCCCCACCACCGAGGGCGUCAAGCGGCGCGUCAAGUCCCCCGGCAGCGGCCACGUGAAGCAGAAAGCCGUGAAAAGACCGGCCAGCAUGUACAGCACGGGCAAACGAAAAGAGAAUCCCAUCGAGGACGAUCUGAUCUUUCGAGUAGGUACCAAAGGCAGAAAUAAAGGAGAAUUUACAAAUCUCCAAGGAGUAGCUGCCUCGACUGGUGGGAAGAUAUUAAUUGCAGACAGUAACAACCAGUGUGUGCAGAUCUUUUCCAAUGACGGACAGUUCAAAAGCCGUUUUGGCAUUCGAGGACGCUCCCCUGGGCAGCUGCAGCGGCCCACGGGUGUGGCGGUCCAUCCCAGUGGGGACAUCAUCAUUGCGGAUUAUGAUAAUAAGUGGGUUAGCAUCUUCUCUUCAGACGGGAAGUUUAAGACAAAAAUUGGAUCUGGAAAGUUGAUGGGUCCCAAAGGAGUGUCCGUGGACCGCAACGGGCACAUAAUUGUGGUGGAUAACAAGGCGUGCUGCGUGUUUAUCUUCCAGCCCAAUGGGAAGAUAGUCACCAGGUUUGGUAGCCGAGGAAAUGGGGACAGGCAGUUUGCAGGUACACUCGAUGGUCCCCAUUUUGCAGCUGUAAAUAGCAAUAAUGAGAUUAUUGUUACAGAUUUCCAUAAUCAUUCUGUCAAGGUAUUUAAUCAGGAAGGAGAAUUCAUGUUGAAGUUUGGCUCAAAUGGAGAAGGGAACGGGCAGUUCAAUGCUCCCACUGGCGUGGCCGUGGACUCCAAUGGAAACAUCAUCGUGGCUGACUGGGGCAACAGCAGGAUCCAGGUCUUUGAUGGAAGCGGAUCAUUCCUGUCCUACAUCAACACAUCUGCUGACCCACUCUAUGGUCCCCAAGGCCUAGCGCUGACUUCAGAUGGCCAUGUGGUGGUGGCCGACUCUGGAAACCACUGUUUCAAGGUUUACCGGUACUUACAGUAACCAUGGGAACUGAGCGCCCCUUGGCAAAGGUCUUGCACUAUAAAUUGGAAUGGAUUUCUCAACGCGGGACCAGAUGAUACUAGACUUUUCAUGCUAGAAGGAAACAGUGAACUUUCCAAGGUUAUUUCUAGGUUAACACCUUUCAAAAUGGAGUAUCUGAUUUUCCUAAAGGUAAUUCACCUUUAGGGUUAAAAAAAAUAGCAACAAAAAGAAAUCCUUCCACUGACUCUAUGAAAACCGCUGUUGUACCCCUGUGAACUCUGGCUGAUCCAGGGAUUUAUGUAGUCUAAUUUUGCAAAUCAAACAAGCAUUAAAGAAAAAAAACAAACCACACUAGAAUAUUUAAAGGUCUUUGUUCAUCCUGUGAACGGUGGCUUUUGCACAGAGCUUCCAGAAGACAAAACAAAAACAAAAUCUCUUCUACUUCUGUACUUGACUGAACCUCGAUCACAAGACUGUGGGAUUGUCUAGCCUCACUUUUCUAGUAGGUAUUACUCUUGUGACAUUUUUUGGUUAUCAAUAACUACUCUGACUUUACGGGGGACAAAAAGACUGGCAAAAUCCUCCCAGCUCUGAUUUAACAGGCCUUUUGAGUUUCACGCUUAUGAAUCAAUGCAAAAAUUUUCAUCCUUUCUGGGUUAGAUCUCACAAAUCCUUUCUGUUAUAGUUCUUUUUACCUUCUCUUAACUGCUUACCGUUUAUCCAAAAAAAAAAAAAGUACAUUUUCAGGGCAGCCUGAAAUUUCUAAUGCUUUGAAAAGCAUAAUACAAUCGUAACUACCUUUUGGUCCACAAACAGCGCCAUUGGCUCUGAAUGUAAACCAGAACAAAACUAGUCAUGUUUUCUGUGCUAUGUUCUCACCUGUGUCUCUCUUCUUCCACUUCAUGAAAGCGAGAGCUUUACCUCCUGCAAAAUGUCAGCACAUGGAGUAGGACACCCGAAUCCUAGGACAGAGAGCCAUACGGAGCCCUUUGGAGGACGGACGGUGUCAACCAAAGGCAUGUGAUUGAUUAAUGAUUUCCCCUUAGAAAGCAAGUGUUACCAAAGUUGUGUUAACUUGAAAAUGUUACAGAUAAGGGCAUGUUAUGGUUAUUUAUCAUUGUCUAAUGAAUAGUAGAGGCAUUAAAGGGUUAUGUAUACACGAAUAGGGUAAGGUAGGAUGUAUCAUAAAUAUAUAAGCAGAUAUAUAGAGCUGAAUCUUUGGUGUAUUGAACUAGGCAGCACUCUGAAAGACAGAAGCAUGGUCCAGCCUUUCUCAGCACAGACUUGACUGCGCAGUAGAUCUGUCCCAAUCAAUCGACAAGGUCGCCACUUUCCGGGAAUGAUGGCCGCAGCUGACUUGUAUUCCAGAAAACGGCCUCCUUUGCUUCCAAAACAUUCACAACAAAGAAACCAAAACAGGUCAAAAGAAAAGCUGAACUUGAGUUACCCUUCAUCUGAGCUAAAUAUGAAUGCAUUUAGUCGAUCUGUCAUAGAUACUGUAUAAUAAGAUGUGGUCUGAUUCCACUUUAAUUUUCUACUCAGUUCUACCAAAUAGGAUGUCAUGUUUGGCAUUUUCGAUAAUGAACUUUAGGAUCUUUUUCACUGAAAGCACCUUAGAACUGAUCUAUAAGGAAACUUUUCCCCAUCUGUAUAAUGAUAUGAGUACAACAUGCACUGCUUACUCAUUUAUAAUUCGGGCACUCUUGUGUAGGACUUUUUUAAACUUCGAAGGAAAAUCUGGCUGCUUUUAGUUUUGUCUAUCAAAUUUAUUAUAACCUAGUCCACCUCUAGUGGGGGGAAAGGUUUUUCAGAAAGACACACAUUUAGGCUAAGUAAUUUUCGUGUUUUAGGUCUUAUUUUCAAAAGAUUGGAGUCUGUGAUAAGCUAAAACAUUUAUUUGCAGAACACUAAACUAAGGGAGCCAGAGCAAUAGUACAGCCGGUCAGGCUCUUGCACUCAGCCAACCUGGGUUCGAGCCCCACAUUCUAUACGGUCCCCCGAGCACCGCCAGGAGGAAUUCCUGAGUGCAGAGCCAAAAAGAAUGUUAAAUUGAUAUGCUGUUUUCUAAUGUCAGUGAAAUGACACUUUGAAUUUCCACAUCCAUACUGAAUGAGUAGCUGCUAGGUGUCAGAUGGGGGGAAAAAAAAAACAGCUAAGGAUCCCACCCCCAGCUAACAUUCUGCCUUAGAGAUAAGCACUAAGGGGCCCCUCUUGGUGUGUGUGGACCCUCCUGGCAGUGUUCAGAGCUCUUUGCAGUGAUGGAUUUGAACCUGCGCUCCUGCAUGUAAAGCCUGUGCUGUAGCUUGGUCAGCUCUUUCCUUAGCCCAAAGCUAGACUUUUGAUUACUCCUAGUUUCAGAGAAAAUUUAUUAACUCGGUUAAUUUAAGAGCUUGGGUUUUGUUUGUUUGUUUUUGUCCCCCACAUGUAAAAAUGACUUCCUAUUUGGAUUCCUUUACAGGAUACUAAUCUAUCAAUUGCGUAAAGGGGAUUUUUAGUAUAGUGUUUAAAUUUUUUAUGAAUUAAAAAAUUAACCAUCCAUCAUAAUAUCUUAGGCUGGAUAUCUUAGAAACUGGAAUGAAAGACUAGAUGCUUUGAUUUAGUCCUGAUAUUUAUUACCUACUUGCUAUGGGCACUCCACCAAAUACUAUAUUUUCCCCCCAAAUAUAUAAUCAUAUGUGUUAAAGUGUAGAGAACAUUUCACAUUUGGGUACGUAGGUGCGUUUGCUGUAUAGCUCGGUUAGUAAGCAUAUCUGGGGGAGGGGAAAGUGCUGCUGUUAGGCUAUGACUAGACAAGAUUUAAAGGAAAAUUGGUCCCAUUCUGUGGAAAACGGUUUCCGGUCAACUGAGAAGGGUAUUAAAAUAAGUGACUUUUGUUUUUCUGGGCUCCUGUUAUUGUUUGCAUUCUCUUUGUCAAGUGUACAGAACUGUCAGACAUUCAUGAUAAGUAGCACUGAAAAAUUACCCAUUCAAAUUUCCCCUGGGCACUUCUGGCAAAAUUUUGCCAGUUAGAAUGUAAAGGUCAGUGACAGUUCAUUUCUCUCCCUCAAAAGGCCUCCCCUGCUGGACACGGGGAGGUAGCCACUCACCUGACCAUCCAGAAAUAGACUAAAAAAGCCUUUAUGACUGUUCAUCCUUUUUUUUUUUCCCAAUGGUACCUAGUGGUUUUUUUUUUUAACCAAAUUUUACUCUCCAGUAACCAAUCAAGUCCCCAAGUUUCCUGAUUUUUAUUUACUCUUUAACACGAUUCAAAACAAAUAAAUAUUACAAGUCCAUAUAACUGGAAUACACUUGCUUCUGCUAUAAGUAUACAGGGUAUUUCCUAUCACGGAGCUAACUGGAACUGCAGCACGCCCACAAGCAUCUGGAUGCUCGCUUUGAAGUUUCAGUCAUAUGUACUGAAUUCAUUGGAAGAAUCGGCGAAUGAACGGCAGAUAAUCUGCAAAGUACUUCCAGUGGGAAAAUCUUUCUGAACAUGUGGACUCUAUGUAGCCUCUCUGCACUUCUGAAAAGGGAGUUUUAGUUUAUCAAUUUAGUUCAUCGAUUUGAAAACGAAACAUUACCAAGUAGGACAAAAAUAAGUAUUUUGGCAAACAUCAUCUCAUUUUGCUUCAGAUUCAUAAAACUUAAAAAUUGUAAUAAGGUCACUGUCUGUAAAUGUUGCAGGGUUUAAACUUUACAAUUACUUUGCUAUUUUUGAUAACUAGAAAUCUAGUAUUGCCAUAAAGGAAACUAAGUGCCCAUUAAAGAUUUGUUUGGUAUAAAUGAAUAAUUUUUUUUAUUUUGUUUUUAAAAGACAGUAAGCUACAAAUCAUGAUGUUAUCUUAAACUUUCCGAAGGUGAAUUGUGUGGCAGUGGUCGUGUGGUUUGUUUGUGGGGAAUGUAUGAAAGCUAUUACUAUUCUAAAAUAAAGAAAUUGGCUAUGUUGUUCCAAUGAAUGUACAGCGCCUCCAUUAACUUUUGAAAGCAACACAGCCUUAAACUCAAUGCGUUUGCUUUAUGACAUGGGAAUGUUUGUCAUCAAUAGUGUAUUCUUAUAAUAGAAUUCUUUAUAUCAUUCUCAAUUCUCUAGCCUUUCAAGCUUAGGUAUGAAAAUGAAGGGAUUUCGCUUCCUUUUUUUUUUUAAGACUUUGUACAUUCCAUCUUUAUAGAUCUGUUUCAUACUUUUUGUGUAUAGAACACUAAGUCUCAUGCUCUCUGACACUGAUACUUAUAUAGUCUCAUCAUUUGUUCUUUUAUGAAUCAAAAUGCUGACUGCUGAUUUAAAGAAAAGAAUGAAUGCUGUGCAUCAAAGUGUUUGUAUGUUCGUAGCUACAUACGUACCACAGUAUUUUGGAUGCUUUAGUCAACAAUAAAAAUUUAAAUUAAUUCUGUCUUGAAACAGGAGAAACAAGAUUCAUGUGUAUAUCUUUAUCAUGCACAAAAUCCCAAAUCAUUAUAAUAAAGCUUGUUUUCUCCA